This is a messenger RNA of Centruroides sculpturatus (bark scorpion), 623 nucleotides long. RefSeq lists its product as uncharacterized. The record is from RefSeq and is a predicted model, not a curated record. The coding region runs from base 301 to 615 and encodes 104 amino acids. Lineage: Eukaryota; Metazoa; Arthropoda; Arachnida; Scorpiones; Buthidae. The transcript is spliced from 4 exons.
CAGCAGGGGUGCAACUUGAAAGUAGGAAAGAGUAACGGAAAAUAGUACAGCCGUCGCUGGCACUGGACGUCAAGAUCAAACCACCUUUAUUGGCUUAAGAUGCUUCCAUAAGUUGCUCCUUUGUAUUUCCAAUUAAUUUACAUACAUUUUUGAUACCUUUUCACUAACCGGGAUAAAAUUACAAACAGGCUGGGACAAGUCGUACAAAAACCUUUGUCAAAUUUUUUUUAAUUUAAAUUUUAAAAAUGUAUUAAUUUUUACAAAUAUAUUUUCGAACAAAAUUUAAACGUCAUUAUACGAAUGGUUAUUAAUUUUCGAAUUAGGAAGGUUCGAGUUCGAAACCGUUUUAAUAAGGUAACGACUUUGACCACCAGUAGCGGAAGAACAAUAGUCUGUUUUGGCAAAUUUUAUUCUGCAAUUACUUUGAAUUUUUCUCGCUAUAUAAAAGUUAUUAAAACGAGUGUAAAGAAAUUGAAGAGUCUUUUGGUUUCAAAAUGUACAAGUUUUCUGAAUGGAAUGAUACUGGAAGGAACGAUGACUCUAGCAUUGUUAAUCCUAAGAUGCAACCAUAUAAUAUUUUGUUUUUAUUUGUUAGCAUUGCUCUUGGAGCUCUAGUGCGAUUU